AAUUGGUUAAUUCUUUUGGCUACUUUCUGACUUCUUUGAAACCCUCACAUAAAGAGCUUGUUUUGGGCAGAUGGGAGAGCUAGGGAAAUGUAUCAAAAUUUUGGUGAUGUUGUGGGUUUUGAUGUGACAUAUCGGACUAAUACAUUUCUUUUACCAUUUGCUCCAUUUAUUGGUGUGAACCAUCAUGGGCAGUCAACCUUGUUUGGAUGCGCCCUCCUAUCGGAUGAACAGGAAGAUAACUUUGUGUGGUUAUUUGAGUGGUGGUUGCGGUGCAUGGGGGGUAAAGCACCUGGUGCAAUUAUCACUGACCAGGACCCAGCAAUCACUAAUGCAAUUAAAAGGGUUUUUCCGAACACACGUCAUAGGUUUUGUAGUUGGCACAUCUCACUCCAUGAGGAUGAGCAUCUUCAGUCUUUAAGAUCAUCAUAUAAUCCUGGAUUUGAUGAACAAUAUUAUAAGUGGGUGAGAAAAAGUAAAACUAUUGAAGAAGCCAAGAAUGCACGGAAAAAGUUGAAGGAGAAAUAUAAACAAGAGUUUAUUGAGCCAUUGACAGAGAAGCAACACAAUGAAAAAAAGUCCUGGAAAUGUCAACGAAGUGAGAGCAUUAAUUCAUUUUUUGAUGGUUAUGUGAACUCUAUGACACCAUUAUUCGAGUUUGUUGGCCAAUAUGCUAAAGCUCUACAAUGUUGUCGUGAUGAAGAAGUGAAUGAAGACAUGUGGACAAUGAGAGCAAAGCCAAAUCCGUGUCACUUGCAUAAGUUAGAAGUUCGAGCUGGAAUGGUUUACACUAGAAAGAUAUUUGCUAAAUUUCAGAGUGAGUUCAAAGAUUCUUUAUAUUGUGUGCAUGAUGAAGUAGCUACUAAUGAUGGGAUGACCACAUAUGAUGUUAGUUAUGGGUUUGGGGGCAAGGUUGAUUCACACUCCGUGCGAUGUGGUCCGUCCAAGGAGGAGUUUGCUUGUACUUGUGGGAAGUUUGAGACUAGUGGUAUUUUGUGUAAACAUAUUCUUCACAUAAUGAUGCAAUGUUAUCGAAUGGAAGAGAUUCCUAAACAAUACAUUUUGGCUAGAUGGACCUUGGCAUAUAGAUAUAGUAGUAAACAAUCUCAAUUGAUAAGCACAUCAAAAGAAUUAGUGGUUUCUGCACUUGCUUCUUGGAAUCUUCAAAAAUCUCUUAAUGAAGUGCAUGACCAAGCAGUAAGUCAUGGCAAACUUUAUAAUGUUGCUGCAGUAGUGGUGGAAGAUUUGAAAAGGCAAUUAUAUAGUAUUAGAAAGGAGCUUGAAGGUUUGGUUACUGAACAAAGUGAGCAAGAUUUUGGUGCUCAAGCAAUAUCUCAAGAUUUAAUUUCAAGUAACAUAGAUAUUCGUGAUCCGAAAAGGGUUAGAACCAAGGGUCGACCAAAGGAACUUUCUAGGAUUCCUGCAGGAAAACAAGUGUCACAAAAUACAGCUCAUAUUAGAAGGCAAACUUGUAGCACAUGUGAUUUUAAAGGUCAUGAUUCUAGGACUUGUGGAAAGACAAAAGACAAGGUCAUAGAAGAUGGAAGUGCAAGUCAAUUACCCCAUGCAAAGGAGUGAUUGUUAUGAUAGAGUAACCUUUAAGCUUAUUUUGUAAAGAAUUGGAGCUUAUUUUGUUUAGUGUUAGGUUUGUUUUGGAUAUGAAUUGAGCUUAUUUUGUGAAGUUUAUAGCUUACUUUGUGAAGCUUGUAGAAAUUUGCAAUGAGCUUACUUUGUGAAGCUGUACAUUAUGAAGUUUAUAAAAGUUUGCAAUGUAC
This is a messenger RNA of Rubroshorea leprosula, 1772 nucleotides long. NCBI's taxonomy places the organism in Eukaryota, Viridiplantae, Streptophyta, Magnoliopsida, Malvales, Dipterocarpaceae. The record is from the annotation of a GenBank genome assembly.